This is a messenger RNA of Oryzias latipes (Japanese medaka), 2554 nucleotides long. It is a transcript of the gene gfra3, whose product is annotated as GDNF family receptor alpha 3. The record is from RefSeq and is a predicted model, not a curated record. Gene Ontology annotation, biological process: nervous system development. Gene Ontology annotation, molecular function: signaling receptor activity. Lineage: Eukaryota; Metazoa; Chordata; Actinopteri; Beloniformes; Adrianichthyidae. Gene Ontology annotation, cellular component: signaling receptor complex; external side of plasma membrane.
GGCGUGCAGGGUCUUUACCUCAUCGGCUCAGUUUUGGGAGAUGAUGAUGUGAGGGAGAGGGCUGUCACCGCUUGAUAACUCCAGCCCCCCACCUCACUCCCCGCGCGUCAUGAUCGGACACACAGCGGGACCUGCUCAUGAGCGCAGCCCUUCAGCUCCUCUCCUCCUCAGCCUGGCGCAAGCGGCGCGCGCGUGAUCGCUGAGGUCUGGCACUAACGAACACGCACGCACACACGUGCGCGCGCAGAGGCUGCCCCUGUUCUUCGUUGCACUCCUCUCUCAGGCGCAUUCCUCCAAGGCUUCUCCUUCCUGCGGACCGGAAUAAGCGUCAACCGCGCGGACAGAGUUGGUCGGUUCGGUGAAUGUGUCGACCUCCCGCGCGCCUCCCUGCAGCGCGCACAGCGGAGCUGCUGGACCAGGAGCUGUUCCGCUUCUGUCCGUUUUAACACACAGCAGGAUGGCUCUCCUCGGGAUGGUUCUCCUCCUUCUCCUGGCAGGUGUGCUGCCAUCCUCAGGACACAUGUUUCCUUUCCCUCCAUCCACCUCAGACUGCGUGAAAGCUCAUCAAGUUUGCUUGGCUGACCCCCAGUGCGAGGCGUUGUACCGAGGUCUGGAGCUGUGUGCAGCCGAUGCGGCCUUCUCUGCACUGGGGGAGCAGGUGGCGUCUGAGUGUCUAGAGCGGCAGGACGCCCUGCUGGCCAAACAUCCGUCCCUGCUGACAUGCAAGUGUCAACGGGGGUCACGCAAAGAGAAGCGCUGCCUGCGGAUUUACUGGAGGGUUCGUCUGCUGCCAGGGAAUGAAGAGCCAGAAGUUUCUCCAUAUGAUGACACAUUGACUGACUCUCGGUUAGCCUCAUUGGUUGCAGCUUCAUCCUUGCAGCUGGACGGGGAAAACCAGUGCCUCAAGGCGGCGCAGGAUUGUGGUCUCUUUGAGAAGUGUGGUUCUCUGCGAUCUGAGUAUGUUCUGGCAUGCACCAAGCCUCACUCCGGCACCAACCGAUGCAACCAAAAUAAGUGCCAUCGGUUCCUGCGGCGCUUCCUAGAGCGGGUGCCCGAGGAGUACAGCAUGGGGUUGCUGUUCUGCCCCUGCACCAAUGCUCUGUGUGGUGAGCGAAGAAGGAAGACCAUCGUACCCUCCUGCUCUUAUCAGGUCGCGGACGGCGUGCAGCCAAACUGCCUCCACCAGCAGAGCUUCUGUCGCCGCGAUGACACCUGCAGGUCCAGACUGGCUGAUUUUCUCAGCAAUUGCCAGCCGUCUCAUCUGACAGCCAGUGGCUGUCUGAAGGACUCCACAGGCCUCUGCCUGCGAGCGUAUGCUGGACUCAUUGGAACCAUAAUGACACCCAACUACAUCAGUAACAGCUCAGCUGAUGUGUCACUGUGGUGCAACUGCGAAGGGAGUGGUAACCAGUGGCCUGACUGCCUAAAACUACAACACCUCUUCACAGACAACAGAUGUCUGCGUAACUCUAUCAACAGGAUAGGGAGUCCCAAAUUGCUGCCGUCAGACACCACUCAGCUUCCUGGCCCCCGCCCCUCGCCGCUUGUUCAGGAGGACGAGCUGCAUAGCAGCAACCACCUCCCGGACCUCAGCAACAAUGUGAUGGAUAGUGAUGAAGAAGAGGAAUUGGCUCAGGCACUGGAGGAGGAACCUGAAGAGGACAACCAGUUUGAUGUGAUCCAGCUGUACUCAGAGAAGGCCACUGUCUCCAGCCUGGGUGCCCCAGGGACAGGGGGUGCAGAAUCUCCAAUCUUUGGCUGUGCUUCACCAGCUCUGCUGCUGGUUCUUCUGCUAUCAGCGUCACUUAACUGGGGGUAGAUCUGAUGAACAGUGUACACACAUAAACACACACACACACACACACAAUGACCUCACAUCCCUGGAUUUAAACGUAGAAGAAUGAUAAUGAAGAAAUGGACUUCAUCUUUGUUUGUAAUCCCCCUUCCCAAUUCUGUCUUCAUUGUCCCUUUGUGAACAGCAAGCAGAGUCAUUCUGGUUUGUCUGGGAGGGGGUGGGGAUGGGAUCUUUAUGAUCCUUGACUCCCAUGUACAUAUGAACUUUGCUCCAUUUGCCGGAACUGAUGCAAGAGCAGCUGCAGCUGGGAGGAGAAAGGACAAUUCGUCUUCAUCGGCUAUCAUUAUUCCAGUCUCAUGUCACUCAGCUUCAGAAAUGAAAGAUGGAGCGACAAAGCGCGAGCAGGAGAAACGAGGGAAACGCUGACCGCUGCUUCAUUGCUGUCUAAGCUGCUGCCCUGAAAUAUGUGUAAAUUACCUAUUCAGGUGUGUCUUUCCAUGGUUACUCUCAUUUCGAUGAAGCCUAGAAUUCAUGGGAACAGCUGUGUAAAGUUUAUUCUCACAGAAAAACAGAAACACUAAAGACUGACCAGAAAAUAUAAAAAAAAGCAUGAAAUGAAGAGUCUGUGAAAGUGAGCAUCCACUUCAGAGCAGUAGUUCCAAGUCAACUAAGCAAGCUGUUCUGUUUCAACAUCAGUUUGUUCAAUGUCAACAUGGCUUCACUCUACUGCAUCAAUAAACAUGUCAACAUUCAACUGAA